This is a messenger RNA of Coniophora puteana RWD-64-598 SS2, 1177 nucleotides long. RefSeq lists its product as uncharacterized. The transcript has 7 exons. Gene Ontology annotation, molecular function: U6 snRNA binding; pre-mRNA binding; metal ion binding. Lineage: Eukaryota; Fungi; Basidiomycota; Agaricomycetes; Boletales; Coniophoraceae. The record is from RefSeq and is a predicted model, not a curated record. The coding region runs from base 60 to 1025 and encodes 321 amino acids. Gene Ontology annotation, cellular component: U2-type catalytic step 2 spliceosome; U2-type catalytic step 1 spliceosome; Prp19 complex.
CUCAAGGCACCUGCAGCUGUGUCACGGACGACUCUUCAAUCGAAUUCUGACAAGACGCUAUGCCCCCCAAAGCAGACAUUAACAAAGCUGGAUGGGAGCAAAGUGAAUUUCCCAUUCUUUGCGAGACAUGUUUAGGCCCUAAUCCAUUCGUUCGAAUGUCCAAGCAGGAAUUUGGCCGGUCGUGCGGCACUUGCGCACGCCCUUUCACUGUCUUUCGUUGGAACCCAGGAUCAGGGGCUCGCUACAAGGCAACCGUCAUUUGCCAGACUUGCGCAAAAGUGAAGAAUGUCUGUCAAACCUGUCUCCUAGACCUUGAGUAUGGCCUACCCACUCAAGUCCGCGACACCGCGCUUGCCAUCCAAAGUGAGGCACCUACCAGUGACAUCAAUAGAGAAUACUACGCCCAAAACAUGGAAAGCAAGAUGGAGGAUGGAACAAAGUCAAUGAUGGAAGUCGGGAACCGGGCGUCGUCUGCUGGAAAGGAAAUGCUCAAACAGCUGGCUCGGACUAAUCCAUAUUAUAAACGGAACAGGCCCCACAUUUGCUCCUUUUAUGUGAAAGGAGAGUGCAAAAGAGGCUCAGAGUGCCCAUACAGGCAUGAGAAACCAAUGGAGAAUGAACUCUCGCACCAGAACAUUCAAGAUCGGUACCACGGCCAUAACGACCCAGUUGCCAAAAAGAUCAUGUCGACCCAUGCGACUAAUCAAGGAUUAACGCCACCCGAGGAUGAGACGGUUACAUCCUUGUUUUUAUCAUCGUUGCCUACGGAUGCAAACGAAGAUAGUAUUCGUACUUAUGUCGUCAACUCACUUACGCACAUUUCCGCGUCCCAGCUCAAGUCAGUAGUAUACGUAGCGAAAUCAAGAUGCGCAUUCGUCAACUUCAAGGAUCGGCCAACGGCCGAGAGCGCGGCGCAGGCCUGGGCAAACGGGUUGGACAUGGACGGCGACCGUAUUUCAGUCCGUUGGGGCAGAGGGAAGACUGGCGCACCGAAGUCUAAACCGACACCAACCGCCAGCCCAUGACCUCGUAACUACUAGCAGGUUUGCGGUCAUGGCCUCGAACCUACGGCACCUCAGCGUGGACGCUUCAAAUCCCAAUGCACGUCCUAGGUUCACUGAGCGGAGUCAGCUUCAGCUAUAGCUACCAAUGCCAAUGCAAUGGUCCUUUGUCCGAC